AUGGGCUUGGUAAAUGUCUUGGCCACUGGCCUGUUUCUCCUGACUUCAGUCUCGGCGCAGAGCACUGUUCCAGCUUGGGGACAAUGCGGAGGUAACAACUGGACGGGUUCGACGGUUUGCGUAAGCGGAUACACCUGCUCAGUCCUCAAGUGCGUCGCUUUCUCCCGUAGCCCUAUAGGUCUUGCUAACGAAGGGGGCAGUCCCUUCUACAGCCAGUGUAUCCCCGGCUCCAACCCCCCAGCAACCACCGCCAGACCCAGCUUGACUUCCACUACACCUAUCGCAACGGGCAGCGUCCGCACCACCUCUGCCUCCCGCGCCACAACCACCCUCGCCACCGUGACUACGCCAACCGGUGGCGGCGGGCCCGUACCGACGACUCUAGUGUCCGGAUGGUACUGGAUCCGCGCCGUCGCUUCGCCCAAUUACCACAGCUACCUCCAGGCCAAGCCCACAGGCACACCCAGCAAAGCUUACCUCGAGUCUCCCGGCGGCGCAGGCCAGUUCAAGAUCGAGGCCGGGCAACUGGUUCACCUUACCGGCUCCUCCCCGCUCUACCUCAACGUCGAGAACCCGACGGACAAGACGCAGAGGAAACUCGAGACGUGGUUCAGCGCCAGCAAGAACACGUAUGGCACGUUUGCGUUCCAGGGAGACACCCUCACCUGGAGCACGCCGGACAUUAACCGUCCGAAUCUGGCGGCCUGGCUUGUCUGCGAGAACCAGACAGUAUUUAUUAACACCGGCGCGUAUCUCUACCAGACCCCGGCUGGAUGCUUUGAUCAGACUAUACACUCUUACGGAGGGUCUACAGCUGAUCUCUGA
This is a messenger RNA of Colletotrichum truncatum, 825 nucleotides long. The record is from RefSeq and is a predicted model, not a curated record. NCBI's taxonomy places the organism in Eukaryota, Fungi, Ascomycota, Sordariomycetes, Glomerellales, Glomerellaceae.